Molecule: messenger RNA, 2310 nt
Organism: Amoebophrya sp. A120
Lineage: Eukaryota; Dinophyceae; Syndiniales; Amoebophryaceae
Source: the annotation of a GenBank genome assembly
CGAGAAGAGACAAAAGUUUGUUGACGUCCCCACGGAGCGGAUUAUCGAAAAGAUUGUCGAGGUCCCGAAAUUUGUGGACAAGAUCGUCGAAGUGCCAGUGAUCCAGAAAAUUCAGAAGUUCGUCGAGGUAAGAAUCCAUAUAAUUGUUCGCUUUGUCAUGCAGAGCUACAAUUUGGAUUUGCAUUUGCCGUUGUAGUUGCCAUGCAUGGUAUACGAAGAACAACUACAAGAACACGCCUCUACUUCUCAGGUUCCGAAAAUCGAAAAAGUCCCGCGUUACGUGGACAAGCCGGUCUCUACUAUCCUCCGCAAAAGUAUCGGCUAAUCGUAUGAUGAAAUGGAAUAAAAAAUGUAUACGCGGUUACAAAAGCUUCUUUCGAAAUUUGUCACGGUGACCUGUUUUACCAUGACAAAUUUCGUCUGUAUUUUGCCGUAUUGAAAUAAUUUGUGAUGCAAAAAUCGCUUCUGAAUAGUACGAUGUUUUUGCAAAAUCCAUAUCUACCACACAAGAGCAAAUCGUAGAGGUGCCAAAAAUCGAAUACGUGGACAAGAUCGUCGAAGUGCCGCAAGUCCGCAAGGUCACGAAGUACAUCGAGGUGCCGGAAAUCAGGUAAGCAUGAUAUGCGGCUUCCCUGCAUGAGAAAUCACGUUUGAUGUGAUGGUACUGUUUGCAUGAGAGAGUUUGAAUAAAGUGGGGAAACGGAGUUAAUGAAAAUCAAAAUCUUCACAAUUUUACCUUUUGCAGAUACGUCGACAAGAUUGUGGAUGUGCCGAAGAUUAUCUGCGUGGAGAAGAUUGUGGAGAUCACGAAGGAUAGCCAUGAGCGUAUCCUAUGUAAAAACGUCCCCACACCAUAGUCAAGAUGGGGAAUCGGCUAGACAAAUCCACAAGCUUUGGCUGUUUUGCAUGACAAAUUUGGACUCGUAGUGCAGUGCUGUUUUAAGGAGUUAAGCAGAAUCACAGAUCCAGUUUAUCAUGCUGAUUGGAGCAUGACAAAUUCCAUACCGCGAUUAGAAAAUGCUUCUCAUGGGGCUCCGCAUGGGAAACAUUUUCAGCAUUCAGAUUUGCAUUACAACCAUGGGGUCGGGACGUUUUUAAAUACGAUAGAGCGCGUGCAGGAGGAAACCAAUACCGUUUUUGUGGACAAUAUGGGAGUGUCAGAAUCGAAAUCAACAAAAUCGAAAUACUUUGUGAUGCAUAAAAUCAAUACCAGUUGAAGCCUCAGCUUCCAAGUGACGGAUGACAAAUUUCGGGAGCACCAAAAUCCUUUCUGUCAUGCUGUUUAGCGAAAGGCGGUAUCCUUUGUCAUGCGACUUUAGCAGCUGUAUCCCAAACCCUAAACAGGCUUGCAAUCGGCGUCGCUUGCAGUCCCUGCAAGGUAGUCACUUCGUCCCUUGCAUUUCAUGCAUUGCAGAUUAUUUCGACUUUAUCGAUUUCGAUCCUGACGCUUCCAUAGACAACGGAAAGGAGUCCAUUGUCGGGCAGCAGUCCCACGAACAGCAGUACCUGGAGGGGGACGCACUGGAGCCAAAAACCAACUCGGUGAAGCACGAGUGGGACGUGGCCGCGGCGCAGGCGGGCAUGCAAAAUUACAACAACGUGCAGCUCCCCAUGCUGCCCCGGGAUCAGUACGGCUCGCUCGAGCACGCGGCCUUGGGGGCCAGCAGGUCAAAUCUGGGCGGAAUAUCAAAAGGAAAAAUCCCCCCACCCCAUAUCGAAAUGGAAAUCUGUGAUGCGGGAUUUGUGUACACAAAUCGGCUUUGUCUUGCAGUAGAGAACUGCAGACAGAUACGAAGCCGGAUUAGGGAUGUUUUGCUGUAGGCGCCUAGCAAGGUAUGGGCAUUCUCUGUAGGCCAGACAGCAUUACAAAUUGCCUGCAGAACGCGGCGGGGUUUUUUAUUUGUCUUCUUGCAAUACAGAGACGAUUUGUGGCCUCAAAUCAGCAUCACAAAUUUUGAGAAGUAUCCCGUUCUGGUAUGGGGAGGGGGGAUUUUUCCUUUCGAUACGGAAGCAUUAGUGGCAUGAACUUGGGCGCCAGCUUCGGACAGUUCGGACUGGGGAAACUGAGUACUAUGUGUUUACGAAUUUUUUUUUUUGGGAUGCAGCAUGACAGAUUUUCAUUGUUGUACUCGUGGAGUAAAUGUGCGUGACAAGGUAGUACGCUUUCUUCAUCAACAACUAGUAUUGAUGAAAACCAACCGCAACCCAGCCUCCGCAACGGACCAUUUGGAUGCCAGUCGGGGCAGUCGGUUCAACGUGCAAAUGCCGACGGUGCAAUUGCCAGGGUUCGGUCAGCAGCAGGCAGAGUAA